AUGAGCCCCGCGUCCCACAGUGCACCCCAGACGCUGGGGCUUCUCGGGUUCCCGUGUCUGCUGCUGCUACUGCUGCUGUGCGUGCCCGCGGCGCGUGGUGCCUGCAGCAUCCCUCCAGAUAUACCCAAUGCCAAGCCAGAACUGAAUGGUCUAACAAGUUUUCCUGUCGAUACCACUAUAACAUACAAAUGUAAUGAAGGAUUUGUAAAAAUUCCUGGCAAGUCAGACUCGGUGGUCUGUCUUCAACCUGAUAAGUGGUCAAAGUUGUCAGAGUUUUGUAAUCGUACCUGUAAUGUCCCACCUUCAUUACGUUUUGCUUCACUCAAAAAACAGUUUAGUAAACAGAACUACUUUCCAGUGGGUUUUGUUGUACAAUAUGAGUGCCGUCUAGGUUAUAAAAGAGAUCCUUCUCUGCCAGCAAAGCUUACAUGCCUUCAGAAUCUAACGUGGUCCAGUGCCUCUGAAUUUUGUAAAAGAAAAUCAUGUCCAACUCCUCCAGAGCUACUAAACGGUUUUGUCAGCAUAACAACUGACACCUUAUUGGGCUCAAUAAUCACUUUUACUUGUGACAAAGGAUAUAGAUUAGUGGGGGCACAAGACAGCCAGUGUAUUCUUAUGGAUAAAAAUGUUCUUUGGAGUGACCCACAUCCAGAGUGCACAGAAAUUUUAUGUCCAGAACCUCCAAAUAUUUCUAAUGGAGAAAUCCAAGGAAAUCAAGACAGUUAUAAAUAUGGAUCAUCUGUAACUUAUACAUGUAGUAAAGACUUUUCACUUAUUGGGGAGAAAUCUAUUCAUUGUACUGUUGAAAAUGAACAAGGAGAAUGGAGUGGGCCUCCUCCUGAAUGCAAAGAUGUCAAUUGCAAAAGUCCAGUCGUCCCAAAUGGGCACACAAUAUCACCAUCAAAACCUCCUUUUAAAUAUCAGGACACCCUGAUAUUUGACUGCAAUCCUGGAUUCACUCUGGUGGGCAACAGCACAAUCUAUUGUGGUCCUGAUAGUCAAUGGAUCCCCGGGAUUCCAUCAUGUAAGGGAACUACCACGUUGGCCCCAACAACAGCUGAAAAAUCAAUCACAACACCUGCUCUGGCAACACCUGCCCCACCAACAGAACAGGCCAAGGCAACACCUGCCCCACCAACAGAACAGGCCAAGGCAACACCUGCCCCACCAACAGAACAGGCCAAGGCAACACCUGCUCUGGCAACACCUGCCCCACCAACAGAACAGGCCAAGGCAACACCUGCUCUGGCAACACCUGCUCCACCAACAGAACAGGCCAAGGCAACACCUGCCCCACCAACAGAACAGGCCAAGGCAACACCUGCUCAGGCAACACCUGCCCCACCAACAGAACAGGUCAAGGCAACACCUGCCCCACCAACAGAACAGGCCAAGGCAACACCUGCCCCACCAACAGAACAGGCCAAGGCAACACCUGCUCAGGCAACACCUGCCCCACCAACAGAACAGGCAAAGGCAACACCUGCUCAGGCAACACCUGCCCCACCAACUGAACAGGCCAAGGCAACACCUGCUCUGGCAACACCUGCCCCACCAACAGAACAGGCCAAGGCAACACCUGCUCAGGCAACACCUGCCCCACCAACAGAACAGGCCAAGGCAACACCUGCUCAGGCAACACCUGCCCCACCAACAGAACAGGCCAAGGCAACACCUGCUCAGGCAACACCUGCCCCACCAACAGAACAGGCCAAGGCAACACCUGCUCAGGCAACACCUGCCCCACCAACAGAACAGGCCAAGGCAACACCUGCUCAGGCAACACCUGCCCCACCAACAGAACAGGCCAGCACAACAAACACUGCAACAACUCCUACCACACCAACAACCAGAAGAUCCACCACUACUCAGAGUUCUACCAGAAUUGUUACCACUCAUCGUUCUAUCACAACUACAUCUUUUCACACAACCAGACCCAGCUCAACAAAAUUUCGUGGAAAGGGAACCACUCCUUCAGGAGCUGCUACCAAUCUAUACGGUAAGUCUGGCUCUAAGGGAUUCUUAAGAAGUUGUUGUCUGUGUAAGAGGUCUUUCCCUAUUUGGUACUUCAGGAUAAUCAUUCUUUCCGACCAUUCUUGGAAUGCUAUUGAAAGUGAAAGCUUAAGGGUAUCAAAGACACAUCAAGUAAAAGGAUGGUAUGGACAAAUACUGCGGAGAUGCAGGAAGAUUAAAUGUUACAGUGUUGUGGGUGUUUUCCAGAUUUAUUUCAUAGAUACUCCAGGUAGAAGGAUCUAUGUCAAAUAGGUCAAAUCAUAAUAAGUGUCCACCUUGUAUAGAUCAGUCUACAAGGUGCUGUGGAGAAAUAAAAAAGAAUUAAGAUACAGUUCCUGUCUUCAAGUAAUUUCUAAUUCAUUUAAUUCUAAUUCUAAUUCUAAUCCUUUACCUGACACUAUACUUCCUAGAUAGAUUAUUCAUGAGCAUAAUCAGCUUUAAGCUAUAGCCAUAA
This is a messenger RNA of Dromiciops gliroides (monito del monte), 2467 nucleotides long. It is a transcript of the gene CD55, whose product is annotated as CD55 molecule (Cromer blood group). The record is from RefSeq and is a predicted model, not a curated record. Lineage: Eukaryota; Metazoa; Chordata; Mammalia; Microbiotheria; Microbiotheriidae. The coding region runs from base 1 to 2265 and encodes 754 amino acids. The transcript has 9 exons.